Molecule: messenger RNA, 4184 nt
Organism: Sorex araneus (European shrew)
Lineage: Eukaryota; Metazoa; Chordata; Mammalia; Eulipotyphla; Soricidae
Gene: LANCL1
Product: LanC like glutathione S-transferase 1
Exons: 9
Coding region: 303-1502 (399 amino acids)
Biological process (GO): peptide modification; carbohydrate metabolic process
Cellular component (GO): plasma membrane
Source: RefSeq, a predicted model, not a curated record
GGCCGGGGCGCUGGGCUGGGCUACCGGGCAGCUUGACCGGCGGUUCCUUCAGUCACAGCAGUGGGAUCGUGGGGUGCAAAACGGGUUCCCUUCAUCGCGGUGGGUUCCGGGCCCUUCCGGCCUUAGCGAGCGGGCUGCGGCGGGCCCGAGGUCCUCUGAGGCCGCGGAGACCGUCCAGCGAGGCGCGGGCUGGAAGGAAGGUGGUGUCGGGCCGGUGGCCCCUGCGCUCGCCACUCUUCCCCGGCCCCCACGUCAAUCCAAGUUUUCUUUUUCCACUGUUCUGCAGGCUCGUUUCCGACGUCAUGGCUCAAAGGGCCUUCCCGAAUCCUUAUCCCGAUUAUAACAAAUCCCUGGCCGAGAGCUACUUUGAUACUGCCGGGAGGCUAACUCCGGAGUUUUCACAUCGCUUGAAUGAUAAGAUUCGAGGGCUUAUUCAGCAAAUGGAGAGAGGCUUAAAGUCAGCAGACCGCCGGGAUGGCACUGUUUACACGGGCUGGGCAGGUAUUUCGCUGCUCUACCUGCAUCUCUAUGAUCUGUUCGGGGACCCUGCCUACCUCCAGAUGGCACACGGCUAUGUGAAGCAAAGUCUGAACUGUUUGACCAAACAUUCCAUCACUUUCCUCUGCGGGGACGCAGGCCCCCUGGCCGUGGCCGCCGUGGUGUAUCACAAGAUGAACCAGGACAAUGAGGCGGAAGGCUGCAUCGCCAGGCUUAUGCACCUAAGUAAGAUUGAUCCCCAUGCUCCAGAUGAAAUGCUUUAUGGACGAAUGGGCUACAUCUAUGCUCUUCUCUUUGUGAAUAAGAACUUUGGUGAGGAAAAGAUUCCUCAAAGCCAUAUUCAGCAGAUUUCUGAAGCAGUCUUAACCUCUGGAGAAACUCUGGCUAAAAAAAAAAGCUUUGCAUCAAAGACUCCACUGAUGUAUGAAUGGUAUCGAGAAUAUUAUGUGGGGGCUGCUCACGGCCUGUCGGGAAUUUAUUACUUCCUGAUGCAGCCCAGCCUUCACGUGAGCCAUGGGAAAUUAUACACUUUGGUCAAACCCAGUGUAGACUAUGUCUGCCAGCUGAAAUUCCCGUCUGGCAAUUACCCUCCGUGUGUGGGUGAUACUCAAGACCUGCUGGUUCACUGGUGCCAUGGCUGUCCGGGGGUAAUCUACAUGCUCAUCCAGGCAUAUAAGGUGUUCAAAGACGAACAGUAUCUCCAUGAUGCCUGUAGGUGUGCAGACGUGACCUGGCAGUUUGGGCUGCUGAAGAAAGGGUACGGGCUGUGCCAUGGCGCGGCUGGGAAUGCCUACGCCUUCCUGGCACUGUACAACUUCACACAGGAUAUGAAGUAUCUGUACAGGGCCUGUAAGUUUGCUGAAUGGUGCUUAGAUUAUGGAGAACACGGAUGCAGAACACCAGAUACCCCCUUCUCCCUUUUUGAAGGGAUGGCUGGAACCAUCUACUUCCUGGCUGACCUCCUCGUGCCCACAAAAGCCAAGUUCCCUGCAUUUGAGCUUUAGAGGGCAAGCCCACUGCCCGCCUGUAACUCACUGCAUGACCCUUUCCUUCUGUCAGCCCCGGGCUGCUGCUCUCAUUGCUUUUCAAGGAAACAUAGACACUAUAUACAUGAUUUGGUUGGUGGGUUGUUUUUGUUUUUAUUUUAAGAUUUGCCUUUUGCUCAGAUGCUUUACUUUAUCAUUUGCGUCUGUUUGAAAAUAUACAAGGAAAUCUUUUCAUUUUGACUUCAGUUUCUUCUUAGGAACGGGAUGAGUGUAUGUACAGAAUUUGGAGGUAAUAUAGGUAUAGGUAUUCCAGAACUUGGAAGGAAUCUCAUAUAAGCUUAUAAUUAUAACUGUUACUGAUCUCAAAGUGCAUAUGAGAUACAAAGUGUAGAUAAAGCUAAUACAUGACUUUUAUUAGAUAUUGCCCUUUAUCUCUUGUCUUUAGUAUUUUUCUUCCAAUUUGUGACUUGAUAAUGGAAAGAGGAACAAAGCAUAACUACUCUGUAUCCUUCCAGAAGAUAAAUUGCAAGAGGUGCAAAAGUUAGGGAUUUACAUGUCAUUCUUCAAAUCCACAGUGCUUGUUCAAAUGAAAGAUAAGAUAAUACAUACUUUCAGAUUUCCCUAUUUUUUGUUACUAAAGCACCCAGUCUAUCUAGACCAACAUUUUACCACAGACUCCUAAAAUGUGAUGGUUGUAAAAAUUCUGAUUAUCAUUUUUAAGAGAAAUCAAUAGCUAUUUAUUAUUUUCUCUAAAAUAAGAUAGUGUACUUUGGAACUAUUUAUUUUCAUUUGUUUGUUCUUUGGAUUGUAGUGUAAGAUCAGGGAAAAAAGUUUUUUGUUUGUGAGUAAUGUGUUAACCUUGGAUUUGAGUCCACCCCAUUUGACUUAACCUGCUUCGAUCUAAACAUCAGCUUUUGGUUUGUUUUCUUGGCAGUGACAGUGCUUUGUUGAUGACUGUUAUAUGCCAUAAGACCUCUAACUCCCUGCCAAUCCUAUUUGAGUGAUCAAUGAAGGACUUUGAUCUUUUCAUAAAAGAGGACAGUACUUCUGUUUGAAAAGGGGGAGUUCCAUAAAGUGCCUCUUUCAUGGACCUCCACAUCAUACAGGCAAAAACCCCUUUUAUGUGCUGGUUCCUGGGGGUAGCAGUACCCCAUUAUUUUCUAUUUAGCACCAAAAUAGCUACUGUUAUUAGAAAUUAUAUUCCCUUUCAGGGCUACUGACAAUGUGCUUUAAAAAAUAUCACCCUCUACUCAAUUCCCAGGAUCAACUUACUCAAUUGUGACUUGUGCUAGUCAGGACAACCUUGUGCCUCUCUGAUUUCAAACAUGCUUCUGGAAAGUUGCGUGCAAGCUGUGCCUUCCUUGAGAAUGUUUCAGAUCAGUGCUGUUAGCAUGGAUGGUCCAGCUAAUUUGUGUUCAGCUGGGUUUCCAACUUGAAACAAUGAAGUUCAUCUGGUGUAGUCAAUAAUGUCUUAAUAUACUCUACCUUCAUUUUGAACCACUACAAUUACUAAACCAGGGAAAAAGAGAAGAAUAGACUUUCUGUUAACCAGAGACCUCAGCCAAAGAUCAGUGGAGCCCCCAGAGAAUUCAGUGUAAGAAUAUGGUGAAUAAGUUUGCUGUUGAUAUUUGGAUUGCAGAUUAGCUGAUAUCAUCCAUCAACAAAUUCAUCAAUGUGAACGCCAUUGAAGUUUCAUCUUUUUCUUGAGCUUUCUAAGACCGUAACUGACAGGAUUAUAUAUUUGUGCCAUUGUUUAUUUUAAUGCUUAAACCCUAAGAAAAUUUGAUCAGGUUUUAAAGAGACAAAGACUAUAAAACUAAAACCAAUACCCUAAUAACACAAUCGUAGAAACUGAAAGCAACUUUUCCACUAGCUUUCUUCAUUUUAAAAAGGAAGAAGUGACAUUGUAAUUCUGCUUCUAAUAUAUCAUUUUUCCCUCAGAACUUUUAAUUUUAGCUUAAAAAAAUAACUUCCAGGAAAAUGAAUAACAUCUGAUUUCUAUACAGACUAGUUCAUAAGUAAAACCCUAGAAGUUUGUCUCUUGGUGUUCAUUUAUCCUGUCAUGUGCUUCUGUUCCUGAGUGAUGGGAAAUUACGGUAAACGUUUCAUCCUAUAAAAGUGAACAUCAUGACCAUUUCCAUCAAUGCCACUAAGCCUUGGUCUCAUCUGAGUUAGCAGUCUUUAAUCCUUGGAGUCAUUUGCUCUCUUUUAUCUUUGGUGUCAGCUUAAAGUCAUUUGGCAUCAAACGCCUCUAGAUAAGAGUUUUAGGUAAAUACAGUCCGUGGCCAUUUUCUCUGCCUAUAAGGUGUUCCCUAAAUAAAAGAUAAUUCCCCAGGUUAAUUUGGGCCUGGUCUUAGGAUGCUGGGCCUUCUACUAGCUCUUUUUGAAAUACAAAAUAUUUCAAGGGUGCACAUUUAUUCAUUCGCACCUUUGAUGCUAGAACUUAUCUGUAGAUUUUUAUUACUCAUAGUGAAUUUGAAGCCCAUUUCUCCUUCCCUUUAUUGGUCAGAGCAUUCCAUGCUGUAUAUUAAGCUAUCAAAUUACUGUUCUCUCCUAUAGAGAGUAAACGAUUAUCUAACAUAAUCAGGGAGCCUGCCCCAGUGUUUUAUUGCCAUUUAUUGGGAAGAGUUGGAGUCACAGGUUUUUCUGUGUUCUGUAAGGAAUUGGUUUGCUGAUUCUCAAUAAAAUUUUAUUAAACUA